AUGGUGAGUUACCUCAUCUCCCUCGGUCUCAAGACGGCGGAUUUAGAAAAAGUAGUGGUGAAUUGCGCCGAGCUUCUCAAUCGACCGGUGCCGCGAGUGAUUACUCGCGUGGAGUACUUGCAAAGCGAACUCGGAUUGGAGAAGAAAAACUUACGGCAGAUCGUGAACAAGGAUCCACGUAUUUUGCUUCAGAGAAAUCGACACUCUAUUCCGCGCUGUAGAUACCUCACCAAAAUCGGUGUUCCCCAGGAAAAGUUGGCCGACGUGCUCGGUAAGCAACCAAGCAUUUUACACCUCAGCGUGCAAAAGGGAUUGAUGCCUCGCGUGCAGUAUCUCAAGCAAGAGGUUGGAAUUUUGGCGGAGGAUAUCCCCCUGUUGAUCCAGCGGUCGCCCGCAGUGUUGACGUUUUCUAUUGAAAACCAGAUUCAGCCACGCGUGGAGUUUUUGCGUGACCUCGGUAUAAGCAAGGACAACGUGGUGAAGAUGAUCACGCGGCACCCGCAGAUGCUUCACUACUCUUUCGAAAAUCUUGAAGAGAAGCUUCGAUUUCUCGGCGAGAUUGGCAUGAACGAUAGCGAAACUGCGUUGACAGUGACGCGCCUUUCGCAGUUCUUUUCGCUUUCGGUCGAGGACUCGCUUAGGCCAAAGUUCAAGUACUUGACGAACGAGCUCGGCGGCUCCAAGGAUACGUGCGUCAAGUAUCCCGCGUACUUUUCCCUUUCGUUGGAUCAACGCAUUCGCCCGAGGCACACAUUUCUCGAGCAGUUCGAUCUCGCGCCGGAUCCGUUUCCCAUGAAGUUGUUGAGCGUGAAGGACGAAGACUUUGUCGUUCGAGCCUCCAAGUCGAUCGCCGAGUUCGAGGCGUACAAAGAAGAAAUGGUUCCGAUUUUCGCCGCGCAGACCGCCCGGGAGAAAACUUUACGCGAAGUGUCGAACUCUGCAGAGCAGCAACGCAUGCUGCUCGAGCGCAAGCGCAUAGAGUUCAUUCGGACUACGCACGAAGAAACUGUUCGCAAGCGCGAAUACAGCGAGCGCGUCGCCAAGGCGCGCCAGAGUCUUCGACUACUGAAGGGUCGAUCUCAGCACCGCUCGCGUUGA
Messenger RNA from Ostreococcus lucimarinus CCE9901, 1098 nucleotides. RefSeq lists its product with no specific name. Bases 1 to 1098 code for a protein of 365 amino acids. Lineage: Eukaryota; Viridiplantae; Chlorophyta; Mamiellophyceae; Mamiellales; Bathycoccaceae. The transcript has a single exon. Gene Ontology annotation, molecular function: double-stranded DNA binding. The record is from RefSeq and is a predicted model, not a curated record. Gene Ontology annotation, biological process: regulation of DNA-templated transcription.